AGCGUGUAGGAAGCAGUCGAGCGCGGGAGAGAACGACGCCGUUCGUCAUUUCAUUCGUUCGCCAUUAGCCAUACGCGCAGUACGAGUUAUAUGUCCAGACCUGAAUAAAUAGUUGUUGAGUUAUAGAACCUCGUGUAUUUACUCUAAACGCUCCCACACAGGAAAUGGUUAUAGUAUAUCGGAUUUGGUGUACAUGCAUAUUCUGUCAUGUGCCAGUAAAGAAUGCCUCUUCCAUGGCUAAUAGUACUGAACUAUGUGUAUUACUGUUCUGCUUCCAGUUUCUAGACGUCAACCAGCCCGGACAGAUCGUCUCGAUACCAAGCACAUCGAGCCGUAGUCUACUGUCAAUUUGGAGAAAUCCAGGAGCGGAUCAUCUGAGGAGACCGACUGCCUGGAUCAGCCAUCGUCAUAAAGCAGCAGGAGCAUACGGUAGAACGAGAAGACAGCUGAUUGCAGUCCGAGGACCGUUAGCUGAUUGGAAAAGACAACCAACUGAAGAAAGCAACGACAUACGAGCGCAACUAAUAUUGAUAUUGAGUUUGACUCUACUUAUAACAAGCAUCGACUCAGUAACGGAACCAUGCACGAUCAACAAAUUUUUACACAACCCUGGAAUAUAUUUUGAAGAAUUAGGCAAACUACAAACAUGCGGUAACACCUGGAAACUAGCUCUACAUCUGAAUACGACAUCACUAGCUGCACGUCAAAUUCGACUACAAAACGCCCUAACAGCAGCAACUAGAAGCUGUUUAAAUAACGAAUAUCAUAAACUGCAUACAUUUUGUAAACAAUUUGCUACAACACAUCAAAAAGAACUUGAACGUAUCUCUUUAAACCUAAAGUACGUGGAACAAAUAACAGGCAACGCGCGGACCCGCCGGGGUCUGAUAAACGGCAUAGGUUACCUUGCAAAAACCUUAUUCGGUACUAUGGAUGCAGAAGACCGAACGACAAUUGAUAGACAAAUACGACUACUCACACAGGAAGGGGCCGCUCUAAAAACCUCGGCGAUUGAAGAAACGCAAGUCAUUAACGCAAAUAUUAAAUUAUUCAAUGAAUCGGUUGAAAAUAUAAACAAAAACGAAAAAAUGUUAUUCGAUAGCACGAACACACUUAAACCACUGUUACAAACAGAGACCGACAGACAACACAUCACAACCGCAAUAGACGAAAACGCAAUUAUUCUAGGGAAUAUCAUAAGAAACCUAGUGGAAGAUGCGAAUGAUCUGUUAGAAUUUACACUAGAUAUAAAAAGGGGUAUACUUAACCCCACAGUUAUAUCACCAGCACAAAUCUCAGAAUGGCUACAAGCAGCUAUCCCGCAGCUUCCACCAGGUUUAACCCUUUCGGUACGGGCGCUCUGUCCGCCAUGAUACCCCCGCUGUACGAGCUGCCGCGCCGAAAAUAUGCUUAUAACGAACUGUCUUGAUUCGGCCGAAAGGUAUCGUAUAACACACUGUCAGUCUACCUUCCUAUGAACAUUUUCCUAACCGUUAAAUAACAACUGUGCUUAAUAAAACAAUGUUUUUUCCAACAAAUGUCGGUUGUUGCUUGAAUAUUAAAAAUUAUUUAUACAAAGUUUUAUUAAUUAUAAUUAAAAUCUAUACA
Molecule: messenger RNA, 1608 nt
Organism: Megachile rotundata (alfalfa leafcutting bee)
Lineage: Eukaryota; Metazoa; Arthropoda; Insecta; Hymenoptera; Megachilidae
Source: RefSeq, a predicted model, not a curated record